Molecule: messenger RNA, 936 nt
Organism: Linum tenue
Lineage: Eukaryota; Viridiplantae; Streptophyta; Magnoliopsida; Malpighiales; Linaceae
Source: the annotation of a GenBank genome assembly
AUGAGGGAAGACGACUCCAAUUGGUUCGCUCGAUGGGAAGAGGAGCUUCCUUCCCCUGACGAGCUCAUGCCAAUCACUCAAACCCUAAUCACUCCCGAUCUCGCCCUCGCCUUCGACAUCCGGAAUUCCACCAACUCCUCCGCCGCUGCUGCGGCGGUGGCAGCGGCCAGCAAUUCGCUCCACCAGAAUCAGCCGGUCCCCCCGCCGCCGCCUCCUUUACCGACGCACAACUCGUCCGAGUUCGCCGCCGACUCGUCGGCGGAGCUGGGGUCCGGCACCGGGGGCGACGAGCCGGCGCGGACGCUGAAGCGGCCGAGGCUGGUGUGGACGCCGCAGCUGCACAAGAGGUUCGUGGACGCCGUCGCGCACCUGGGGAUCAAGAACGCGGUGCCCAAGACGAUAAUGCAGCUCAUGAGUGUGGACGGGUUGACUAGGGAGAAUGUCGCCAGUCAUUUGCAGAAGUACCGGCUCUACCUCAAGCGGAUGCAGGGGCUGUCGUCCGGCGGCGGCGGCGGUGGUGGCGGUGUUGGUGUCGAUGCGGCUACCGACCAUUUGUUCGCGAGUUCCCCUGUGCCGGCGCAUUUCUUGCAUCCCGGUAGGCCGCCUAAUUCCGAUCAUUUCCUGCCGUUUGUUCCCGUCAGCGCUCUUCAGCAUCACCAUCACCAGCAGCAGAUGGCGGUGGCUGCCGCAGCGGCCGUAGCUCAUCCGCAGUUGCAGGGUCAGUACCAUAGGCAGAUGGGGCAUUUCGGGUCGCCUCCCAAUGGGCAAUUCGAUCAUCCCUUUCUUGCUAGGCCGGCGGCGCAGCAGCAAGCUGUGCAUAGAAUGGGACCGCCGGUGCACAAUGCGCCGGUUCCAGGGUAUGUGGAGGAUUUGGAGUCGGCAAAUGGAAAUGCUGGAAGGAAAGUUCUCACUCUGUUCCCUACUGGAGAUGAUUGA